Messenger RNA from Anthonomus grandis grandis, 4703 nucleotides. RefSeq lists its product as uncharacterized. Gene Ontology annotation, biological process: neuropeptide signaling pathway. Bases 212 to 805 code for a protein of 197 amino acids. The transcript has 3 exons. The record is from RefSeq and is a predicted model, not a curated record. NCBI's taxonomy places the organism in Eukaryota, Metazoa, Arthropoda, Insecta, Coleoptera, Curculionidae.
UAUAUACUAGUAUGUCCCUCCCCCACCCCUGGACGUAUACGCUAUGUAGGCGCCUCUUUAGGAUAAAAUCCUAGUUGAGGAACAUCGGCGUGUCCUCUUCAUCUCUUGUCUGUCCGCCUGUUGAUUAUUAUCGUUGUGCCAGAGUUGUGUGCCAAAGUAAGCGACUCUGUAUAUUGUACUAAAUAAUAAGGAUCCAGAACAACUCGACACCAUGGAUCUACACUUCAUCCUCACCCUGUUGCUCCUGCUACGUUCCAGUCUUGCCUACGAAGACUCUUUAUCGGACUUAUCCGACCUCUACGGUAGCCUCAAUCCAGACGACGACCUCCAAGACCUCGAAUCCCUGUUCGAGCGACAAACUCGUACCACCAACGCGGAUAAAUUCUUAAGAUUUGGCAGGGCAUUUUGGGAUUACGACUACGGAAGCGAUUCCCCGAUUGUCCCUAAUGCGGAAGACAAAGACGCCAUCCGAAGAUCCUCCUCGAGAACUGGAAGCAUGACUAACACCUUGCAACAACGCAUCCCGAGGGACAAAUCGAGUUUCAUGCGGUUCGGCAGGAGUUUCUCUGAGGAGGGAAACAAGAAGAAACGCGACAAACGAGAGUCCCAGGUCCCGGACACCUUUAAGCGUCAGGAGAACUUUCUGCGGUUCGGCAGGGGUGGAAGCAGCAACGGCGGAAACUUCAUGCGAUUCGGAAGAAACUACAAUCUGAGCAUGCGUAACAAACAGCACAUCGUGGAGUAUUUGAGGAGUUUAUUGAGGGAGGAUCCGGCGAUCCGACACGGGAGCGAUAACAACAUGUAAAACGGCCCUCAUAUGGUUAAUUAUAGUAAUAAUGAUGUUUUAUUAUUAUAAGUUAAAGCACUGAUGAUGUUUGUUCAUUUUUUUUUUGUGGCUGGAACUGUUGUCCCUGUCUUUUGACUCAUAAACGAUUCUUAUGGUAGUAGUAGACUCCUUGAGAGACAAACAAAAUGACAGCUGUCAUCUAUCAAACACGUUAAAUGGCACCAAACUGUCAUCUGUCAAAGAUUUCUUCUUCUUCUUCUUCCUUGUUGUCCUCUGUGACCACUUAAAAGAAGCUAGGAAAUUGUAUCAAUACUGUAUAAGUACAGUAAUUUACGCAGAGGAAUUUUAUUUGACAUCUGUUAAGGCCUUCUAUGUCAAGUAUUAAAUGUCAUCUGUCAAAAACGUCAAAUACCUUAACUGUCACUCAGAGAGAGGAAAGAAAAAUAUUGGAAUUGCUCAAAAUAACUCUGGAAGCUUAUGGCAUAGAAGAGGAAUUUUCACUGUCAUCCUCAUAAUUUAUCAUUAUUCCUUUUCCUAUCCUGUGAAAAAAAAGAAGAAAAGAUUCAGUCAGCUGUCAAAAACUUCUGGUUCUUCUUCUUGUCCUCUGAGACUCCUAAGGUUCAGACUCCUUAAUUGGGUAUACUAAAGUAUAGUUUAAUGUCAAAGUAUAUAUGCCUUGAGAAUUUUUUAAAUUUACUUUCCAACUGCCUGGAAGGAGAUUUUCUAAUUCUCUGUCAAUGGCCAGGAAGAACUUAGCGAAGUUACAAUAUCCUAGUUCCCUAUAAUUCAUAAUUUAUGCAUAGGAAUCUCAUUUGACAACUAUCAGGUUUUAAAAGUCAUCUGUCAAAGACGUCAAAUGUCUAAUUGUCACUUAUAGAGAGGAAAGAAGGAUCUUGGAAAUGGGCAGAAUAGCCUGGGAAGCAUAUGAAAAGGAAAAAGAAUACUUAACUGUCAUCUUGAUAAUUUCUUAUUUUUCUUCUUCUUUGUUACCUUGAAGAAGAAGAAGAGUUUCUCAGCUGUCAAAUAUCUCUUCUUCUUCUUAUCUUCUGAUAAGAAGUUAAGCAAUGGUCUGAGCCUCUUGCUUUCGUAUACACUCAAGUGACAGUUUUAUGCCAAAGUAUUAAUACUACAUAGGAUACUUAAUUAGGAUUAAUACUACAUCUUUGUUCAUACUUUGUCAAGUGUAAAAUAUCAUCUGUCAAAGAUGUCAAAUGUCUUAACUGUCACUCUUAGAGACAAAAAUAGAAUCUUGGAUAUAGGCAGAAUAGCCUUGGAAGGAUAUAGCAUUUAUCUGAAAGUUAUAUUAUCAUCUGUUAGUUUGAAGAAGAAGGAAAAAAGACAGACUGUCAACUGUCAAAGACUUCUUCUUCUUCUUCUUCUUCGUUUUGUCUUUCAAGAUUCCUUAGACUAUAAUAAUGGUUUGAACUACUUGUAUGUACUAGAGUUAUACGAACAAUAUUUUUUGUAAUACAUACGUUUACUAAUUUAUUACUUGGUAAACGUUAAAUGUCAUACCUAUUAUGUAUUGCACGAAAUCCAGUGACAGCUGUCAUUUUAUUAAAUGUAUAAUGUAAUACUUGUCUUUAGGCACUUCUUUUUCUUCUUCUCAGUACUAUAGUCUAAGCUUCCAGGGGUUGUUUUAUGUCACAAAUGUCAUCUGUCAAAGGCUUCUUCUUCUUCUUUUUCUCCAUGACCUCCUUUAAAGACUAUUUAAAUUUACAGGGGUAUGCAACUAAUUUCUGUACCAUUUGUACGUACUGUAUAAUUACAAGUAACAUGACAAAUAUUUAAUGUGUAAUACAACCGUUUAUUAAUUUAAUACUUGUAAAAAGUUAAAUUUCAUACCUGUCAUUUGUCAUCCAUUGUAAAAAAUUCAAUGGCAACUGUCACUUGUUAUAUUUGGUACGUAACACUUGCUAUUUACCUCAGUUAACUCUUACAUCUGUCAUCUGUCAUAUAAAGGGAAUGCUCUUCUUCUUAUUCGUACUUCUUAUAAGUUCUAAACUUCAAACAGUAGUUUUAUCAGCUAAAUGUCAUUUGUCAAAGAUUUCUUCUUCUUCUUCUUUUUUCCUCCAAGACUCCCUUUAAAUACGGUUUAAACUACCACUGCUAUGUAAUUGAUUUCUGUGCAACUUUUAUGUACUGAAGUGCGAGUUAGAUGACAAAUAUUUAAUUGUUUGGAAUUAAAUACUUAAUGCAGUUAAAUGUAAAACUUGUCAUCUGUCAUCCGUUGCGCGGAAUCCGAUGAGAGCUGUCACUUGUUGGAAGAGUAAAAUUUGUCCUCUGUUAUAGAAAUUAAACGUCAUACCAGUCAUCUGUCACUUAUAGAGAAAGCUCUUCCUCUUCUUCGUAUGUUUCAGGACUAUUAUAAUCUAGGUUUCCAGGAGUUGUUUUAAUGUGACAAAUGUCAUCUGUCAAAGACUUCUUCUUCUUUUUUCCUCCAACACCUCCUUGAAAGACGAUUUAAACUACCAGGGCUAUGCAACUAAUUUCUGUAUUACAUAUAUGUAUUGGAGUGCGAGUUAUAUGACAAAUAUUUAAUUUGUAAUACGUACGUUUAGAAAUUUAAUACUUGGCAAGCGUUUAAUGUCGUACUUGUCAUCUGUCACUCAUUGCGAAGAGUCUAAUGACAGCUGUCAAAUUUUAUAUGACCACUUGUAAAAGGUCAACUUUUAAAUUUGUCAUCUGUCACUUGUAGGGAAGGCAUUUUUUCUUCUUCUUCUUCUUCGUUUUAAGCAUAUUAUGCUGUAAGCUUCCAUGAAUCUGAGUAUUUUAUAUUGAAUAUAUUGAAUACGUUUAGUAAUUUAAUACUUGCCAUACAUCACAGGCGUAAGGCAUUGCGAGGUCAUAAGCCUGAAACGUCCACUUUAACAACAUUUCAGAAUUUUAUUUGACGGGUGUCACUUGUUUGGAAGAGUCAAAUUUGUCUUCUGUUACAAAAACUAAUUGUCAUGUUACAGUAGUCAAAAUUCCUUGAAAAAUUUCUUCUCCUUUUUCCCCUCUGAGCUACCAGAAGAAAAGUCGUAUCUGAUAACUAUCACAAACAUCAAAUGUCAUUUUCAUCACCUGUCAGAUGCAUUGAAUAUCAUGCUUGUCAGCUGUCACAUAAAGAAAUAGGAUGAAGUCUUAUUUGAUAGUUGACAUUUCCGUUUGCUGCAUGACAUUUCCGUACAAAGUGCUUUCCUGCAAUAGCGCCUCUUAAUAACAUGGAUACCGAUUAUUAUAACUAUGACGUUUAUCUUAAGUAAAAAUGACCAAACUAAAUUCCACUAAAUUUAACACUUCUUGAUCUCUUUCUGCACUGCUUUCAAGCACUACUAACUAGUUAUGCACUAUUGCCAAUAAAGAACUCGUUGAAAAGGCCGUACUCUCCCAAUUCUCUUCUAUCUGUUAAAGUUUGCUAACUUCAGGCGUGUUAGCCAGCGCCAUCUAUUUAUUUCAAAGACAAACUCUAACGCAAGUUUCUUUAGGCAUUAUAAUGGACCGUUAGAAAAUGUAAUUAGAUUUCGAACAGUCAGUUGUGCACUUAAAUAAUUAAUAUUGUAAAUCGUUGUUUUCUGUUUAAUAUACAACUGUCAUUUGUCAACGUGAUGCAUGGGGUGCCCUCUAUGACAUUAAAAUAGUUUAUUUUCAUGAUGUAGAUGGCGCCACAAUAAACCUUUUAUGGUAUUUAGGCCUGUCGGGAUUCAAAAGACAGGGAUCCUAUUGUGUUUUCUUUUUAUUCCUCUUUUUUGAUACAUGAAUACAAUCAUUUCAAAGCAAACUUAUUUAUAUAAUAUUAAAUAUAAAUAACAUUAAUAUUUAUAAACGAUUAAUUAUUAUAAUAAGAAGACUUUCUGUAUAACCCUAACCUUCUGAUGUGAUCUAAUGUAUAUUUGAAAGUAAUUUGAUUAAAAAUUAUAUUAACCCAGUAAAA